AUGGAAGAGGAGAACAUGUCGGCCGGGGGCGUGGACAGGGUCGCCGAGGCACCCAGCAUUGAGCUCAAGAUCACAGCCCUCAUCCAGGCCACUGCCAAACUUAUCUCCAUCGGUUACAGCUACAUUAGCGGGGUCUAUCGCUCGCCAAAAACCCUACACGAGCUUGUCGAUGAGCUCCAUGCACUCAGCAAAAUCCUUGUUAUUCUCAGAGACCAUGCCGAUAGCGCUGGGACAGGUGGUAGGGCGAGCUUGGGAGACCUUCUUGGAAGAUAUGGUUUACUCGAGAAAUGCAGCAACGACUUGGACGAUCUUUGCAAGAGUAUCGAGCCAGAUGGAGGGUACAUGGGCGUGAUUUAUGGCCUGGAAUGGCCAAUGGGAGAUGCCAGGACAUCGGAAUAUAUCCUGGCAAUGGGGAGACUUCGAAGCUUCUUCAAGUGUGCUCUUCUCAGGAAUGACAGCGCUAUUUUAGCAAACCUCUCGGCCCAUAUCAAGAGACAAGAAGGUUUAAUUCUAGAGAUGGCGAAUGAUGAGGAUGAUCAAGGGCAGACGCCACUAGAAAUUGCAUUUCUCAUCGACUAUGGCGCAAGCACGACGAUUCAAUACGUGGACAUGUCGCCGCUGUUCUUUGCAAUAUUCCAUGGGCUCAAGGACAUAGCAGUAUUACUUAUAGAACAUAGCCCACCAAGUGUUAUCUCGGGGAUAAAUACCCGUUAUAAUAGUACACCUUUACAUAAGGCAUUGCGCAAAUCGGGGUUUGAGGAUGUCGUACGCCUACUUUUGGACAAGGGAGCAGAUGUCUCGAUACGCUCUUUCAUCGGCACCCCAGCGCACCUGGCGGCAUCUGAACCUAGCGAGCAAAACUUGCGCCUUCUCCUAGAUAAGGGCGUGGAUAUAUCAGCCGCUGGCCGCAGGGGCAACACGCUACUCCACGAAGCAGUAAGAGGAGGCCAGGAAGGAAAUGUAAAGUUGCUUCUGUCUAGGGGUGCCGAUGUGUCGGCUCAAAACAGGCAUCGCGAUACACCGCUUCAUCGAGCGGUAUAUUAUGGUAACGAGGUAAUUAUAAAACUGUUAUUGGAUAGCGGCGCAAAUGUGUCUAUUAAAAACUACAAUGGCCUCAAGCCGUUCGAAAUGGAGCCCGUGAUAGGGGUGGAUGAGGACAGUGAAGGUAUCGAAUGA
Molecule: messenger RNA, 1176 nt
Organism: Morchella sextelata
Lineage: Eukaryota; Fungi; Ascomycota; Pezizomycetes; Pezizales; Morchellaceae
Exons: 4
Coding region: 1-1176 (391 amino acids)
Molecular function (GO): protein binding
Source: RefSeq, a predicted model, not a curated record